GAACACGGAGGGACAGAGACGGGCACAUUUUAACCAGAUGUCCAGCAAUAAAUAACAGGCUCAGCCCCCCCAGCUGAGGGGACAUUUACAUAUGAAGUGCCCGCGAGGGCGGGUCCCACGGGACCGGAGCGUGCCUGCGCGUCCACAUGGGGAAGACACAUGAUCGUUCCUGCAGGACGAGCUGCUUCUUUUGGGUAACUUUGUAAAUGAGAUGUAAAUGUGCAAGCGCGGCGUGUGCACACGCUGUGCAUAUAAACCCCAGAGGAAACAGCCACGCACUGGGUCCUCAUGGGUCCACAGCGAGCCGAAAUGCAGCCAGUCGCAGCCAAACUACCCCAAGUCCACAGAACACCCUUUUCUGUGGAGGAUAUUUUGGACCCCACAACAUUUACAAGGAAAAUAAUCUGUGCUGAUGAUGCAGCAACUACAGAGGCCUCUUCCCCCAGAGAUGACCCCACAGAGCAGCAUCCUCCGGCUGGUGACGGAGGACGUCCUGGGAAGCUUCAGAGGUCGAAGGCAAAGAGCCGACGGAUCCGCACCGCUUUCACCACGGAUCAGCUACAGAUCAUGGAGCACAGCUUCCAGAGGUGUCACUACCUGUCGGUGCUGGAACGGCACGCCAUUGCCUCCGCCCUCCGCCUCUCCGAGAACCAGGUCAAGAUCUGGUUUCAGAACAGACGCACCAAGUGGAAGAAGGAGCGUCAGCAGGGGAAGGAGGCCGAGGUGGAGCACGGCUUCACACCAGCCAUCUCCUACAGUUCGCUCUACUGCCAGCCGCGCACGCAGCUCCAGCUGUUCGCACCGCUGCCGCUGCUGCCUUAUCACCACUAUUACGCAUGAUGCGCCAACCUGCACCGUGACUGAGCACAUGUAGCCCACCAGACAAAUGUCUGCACAAUGUGGCACAAUAACAAAGCGGACUGACAUCAGAGAACAUGGAUAAGAGAUGGUGUUUUCUAAUGUAAUUAUAGUCGACUAUAAUUUAUUUUGAUAAAUAUUUGUAUUAAAGCUUUUCUCGUUGGUUUCUUGCUUUAU
Molecule: messenger RNA, 1035 nt
Organism: Monopterus albus (swamp eel)
Lineage: Eukaryota; Metazoa; Chordata; Actinopteri; Synbranchiformes; Synbranchidae
Gene: pnx
Product: posterior neuron-specific homeobox
Exons: 2
Coding region: 289-840 (183 amino acids)
Biological process (GO): brain development; neuron differentiation; regulation of transcription by RNA polymerase II
Cellular component (GO): nucleus
Molecular function (GO): DNA-binding transcription factor activity, RNA polymerase II-specific; RNA polymerase II cis-regulatory region sequence-specific DNA binding
Source: RefSeq, a predicted model, not a curated record